This is a messenger RNA of Candoia aspera, 1790 nucleotides long. It is a transcript of the gene SDSL, whose product is annotated as serine dehydratase like. Lineage: Eukaryota; Metazoa; Chordata; Lepidosauria; Squamata; Candoiidae. The transcript has 8 exons. Gene Ontology annotation, molecular function: threonine deaminase activity; L-serine ammonia-lyase activity; pyridoxal phosphate binding. The record is from RefSeq and is a predicted model, not a curated record. Gene Ontology annotation, biological process: L-threonine catabolic process; L-serine catabolic process. Bases 77 to 1057 code for a protein of 326 amino acids.
GACAGAGUCUUUGUCUUCGUAGGAGAGACAAACAACUCUGCCUGAGGAACAAGGGAGUUUCCACCCCGCAGUGGAGAUGCUGCCUGAUGGGAGGGCUGAGAGACCCUUCCACAUUGAGACACCUUUUCUGGAAAGUGUGGCACUCUCACAAGCAGCUGGCACCAAAGUCUAUAUGAAGUUGGAGAACGUCCAGCCAAGUGGUUCCUUCAAAAUCCGAGGUAUUGGCUACUUUUGCCAACAGGUCGCUAAGAAGGGCUGCCAACAUCUGGUCUGCUCCUCAGGUGGAAAUGCUGGUCUGGCUGCAGCAUACGCUGCUAAGGGACUCGGGAUGCCCGCUACAAUCGUUGUCCCCAGAGGCACCACAGAGCCAACGAUAAAAAGGCUUGAGCAGUACGGAGCAGACGUGGAAAUAUUUGGGAAGGUAUGGGAUGAUGCUAAUGACAGAGCGGUGGCACUAGCUAAGACUGAUGGUUGGGUCAAUAUCCAUCCUUUUGAUCACCCACUAGUGUGGAAAGGACAUAGCACCAUUAUCAAGGAGCUGAAGAAUUCCCUGGCGACCAAACCAGGAGCUAUUGUGCUCUCGGUGGGAGGAGGGGGUCUUCUGGCUGGAGUGGCUGCUGGUUUGCAGGAAGUGGGCUGGCCGACUGUCCCCAUCAUUGCUGUGGAGACCAAAGGUGCUGACAGUUUGAACGCAGCCAUCAAAGCUGGGCAGCUGGUCACUUUGCCCGAUAUCACCAGUGUGGCCAAGUGCCUUGGGGCCAAGACAGUGGCGCAGAGGGCCUUAGAUUGCACCAACGAGUGUCCAAUCAUCUCUCAAGUGGUGGAGGAUGUGGAAGCUGUGAAAGCUGUAGAACAAUUUCUGGAUGAUGAGCGCGUAUUGGUAGAACCAGCUUGUGGUGCCUCUCUGGGCCACCUAUAUUCGGGCUAUCUACAGCAGCUGCAGAAAGAGGGAAGGCUAAGCAAGACAUUGGAUUCCAUAGUUGUCAUUGUGUGUGGGGGAAGUGGCAUUAACAUGGAAGGUCUCCAGGCUAUGAAGAAACAGUUGGGCAUGAAAUGAAGCUUCCUUUGGCCUGCUGGUGGAUCCCUUGUCUCCGUGCACACGAUUAGCAACCACUCCUAUAACCUUCUUCCAAGUUAGAUGCCUAAUCAUGGCCGUUUUUGGUGUGUCGGAGAACUCCCAGAAUUCCUAGCAACUGUUAGUCAUUUGGCUGACGCAAAUUCACAAAUGAUCGUGGCUUGUUGGUUCAAUUAAGCCUCUUCCUUGGCUUGAGUUCUUCAUCUGGAAUGAUGUAGUGUUUCAAUCCAGGGUCAUCAUCCCUCAGAACCUUUCCAAUGGCUUCAGUGCCACAGUCCCUUCAGGACUGAUCCUUCCCCCAUUUCCUCUACAAUGGAAACAACAUGGCUGUUUUCAAUUGACCACAAUUCCUUCAAAGCACCAUUGCAUUCUGGGAAACCUAAGUGGUAAUUUUCCAAAGGCCCAGCUGAUGAGAGAGGGAAUCAGCUGAAGGCCUCUGGCUUGUGUGCCCAGUUCCUAGAGCAAAGGUAGAGAAUCUGGUUCUUCUGAUGCUACAGAACUACAGUUCCCAGCAGUCCCAGCCAGCAACAGUCACUGCAAUUCGGCAAACUCAGGACAGCUACUGUUGUUCCCCCUGGUGUGAUGCAAUAGAGGCCCCAGGUCAGCCUGGCAAGACUAGUUUUGUAAACCCCGUGCGGUUUCAAGAUCACAGGGGUGCAGAAGCUUUCCUCAUCCAUAGACCUAAAUAAAAUAAAUAAUCAUGGCUGGCUUCACA